Messenger RNA from Aspergillus puulaauensis, 987 nucleotides. Its product is annotated as putative RING finger domain protein. Gene Ontology annotation, cellular component: SUMO-targeted ubiquitin ligase complex. Gene Ontology annotation, molecular function: ubiquitin-protein transferase activity. Lineage: Eukaryota; Fungi; Ascomycota; Eurotiomycetes; Eurotiales; Aspergillaceae. The transcript has 3 exons. The record is from RefSeq and is a predicted model, not a curated record. The coding region runs from base 1 to 987 and encodes 328 amino acids.
AUGAAUAGCGAUUCCGGGGUCCAGUUUAUCGCUCGGCGAAGAAAGCGACCCCGUCAAGAACACUCAGCAACCCACUCAACUUCAACUUCAACGUCUCGCCCUACCCUCCCUCCACUAGCCAUGCCUCCAGCCCGCUACGCUGGCGAUGGCCUCGAUUUCCGCCGGCCCGCAGCGGGGCCUCCUGUGCCGCCAGAAGAGGAUUCGGAAGUUAUUGAUUUAACGAAUGAGCCGGAUUCACCAGAGCUUCCCAGGCGGCAAAUUCCUGAAAGCAGUAGACGACAACCUCGGCCACCUCGAUUUGGACGAGAGAUAAUGGCAGACGUCGUCAACUUAGAAGACGAGGAAGAGGAACAGGAACCAGAUCCUCCAAGCAGCCCGGAAGUUCAGUUUCUCUCUUCAACUGUACGGCCGCCACGGCCGCCACCACCAGCAAGGACGCAAAGUCUCACGGCCUCUAAUUUCUGGCGCCUCCUGCCACUACCGCAGAUGUUCAGAUCUACAAAUGACCCGCGCUAUCGGCGAGAAGUUCCAUGGAGGGCAGCAUCACAUCUCUCGCGCGGGGACUUAGAAACCCUGUGGAUCGGGGAAGAUGCUGGUGGGCCGAUGGACCUAACCAUCAACUUGGAUAAUGCGGAAUGGGAAUUACUGGGGCUGCCAGAUAUAGAUAGACCUGAACGGGAGCGGCCAAGAAGCUCCUACAAGGCUCCGACCCCGGCGCCAGAAGGCUUCACAAGGAGUCUCGCCGAGGAUGAUGUCGCUACUUGCCCUAACUGUGAUGAAGAGCUUGGAACGGGCAAUGACAUUAAACAACAAAUAUGGGUGGCGAAACAAUGUGGACAUGUAUAUUGCGGAGAAUGUGCAACCAAUCGUUCUCUAACUCGGGCGAAAAAAGCAAACGCAAAGACAAGGCCAUUCGCGAAAUGUCAAGUUGCCGAUUGUGGAAAGCCUGUUAGCGCUCCUAAAGCAAUGUUUCAAGUAUAUUUAUGA